GGUAUACGAUGGAGCUGCAUCUCCGAUCAGUAGAAGUAUAACGAUAUAAUUUAGGAUUUUCUGGUGUCUUUUGUCAUUUUUCACAUAAAUCAAUAAUUUUUUUUUCUAAAAUGAAUACGGAUUGGUUUUGUUUAUUUUCAAACUAAAUUCAAUUUCGAGUAUAAAAAUGUCAGUGAUUAGACAAAUGGAACCGCUUUUAUUUUAUCUUCUUCAAAUAAGUGUAUUGAUUUUGAUGACACAAACACCGAUACAUGGCCAAAUGGACAUUUAUCGAAGCAUUAAAUCAAAUUUCAGGCAACCAUGGAGUAUUUCGCCUAGUGCUAGAUUUCUAUCGCUUUUUACAAUUUAUCAAUGGAACGGCGGUUGCACUGCCACGAGCGGAGAAUAUGGAAUGUGUUUGCCAGAAAACGAAUGUAUUGGUAGGCGUGGAAUACUGGGUGGGCCUUGUGCACAAGGAUACGGCACAUGUUGCGUUUUCAUGGCUUCUUGCGGUGAAAUUGUUCGUGAAAAUGGAACCUAUUUUGUGAAUCCAAAUCAUCCGAGUCAAUAUGAAGGCACGGGGAGCUGUCAGCUAACUGUGGUGAAACGUAAUCCAAACAUUUGUCAGAUUCGGCUUGACUUGGAGCAUUUCUCAAUUUCCGGCCCAGAGCAGCUGAACCAUGUGUGCAAUACCGACCAAUUUUUAGUAUCAGGGGGUAGCCCAGUUCCGAUUAUUUGUGGCAGCUCGAAUGGAGAACACAUAUAUAUUGACGCAGGCGUUGGUGAUAACAAUCCCAUUAUGUUGACAUUGAUCACAUCUGGCCCACCGUUUCCCCGCAUGUGGCGCAUUCGUAUAACUCAAAUUGAGUGUAGUAGCAUAUCGAAAGCAGAUUCAGGCUGUCUUCAAUACCACACUGGCGUUUAUGGGAAAGUGAAGAGUUUUAAUUUUGAUUUUAAUGUUGGAAAACAAUUGUCCAAUCAAGAUUACUCCAUAUGCAUAAGACCAGAGCGUAAUUUCUGCAGCAUACAGUAUACGGCGUGUGCAGAUACAAAUUCAAAUCGAUCUCGGUCUUUUACAUUGAGUGGAAACAGUAAUAUGGCUGUGAGCUCUAUGGUUGGCGGCGGAUCUCAAGGGACUCCAAAUUCAUGUGUUAACGAUUGGUUGUUAAUCGGAUGUGCCCGAGUUGCUGAUCGUUUACCACCAUCGAAUACAUGCGAAGAUCGCAUAUGCGGUGGCGUAUUUAAUGCUGAAAUUAGUUCGAUGGAGAAGACAGUCAUCAGCAGCAUACGGCCGUUCCGAUUGGCUUUUCACAGCGACGCCGUGGAGGCACCUACUGACGUUGACAACAAGGGAUUUUGCCUGGAUUAUGUUCAACAACCAUGUACAAAUGGCUGACAUGGAUAAAAAUACAUUGUUUUUAUUUCAACUGAAACAAAACGGAUGAUAUCAUUCACACAGUUCUAUUGGACUCAUUCAUAUAUUUAAGGUGUCAGUUAUCGUUUUUAUUAUCAAGCAACAAUUAAAUACACAAUAAUUUUCAUAGUUUUUCAUUAGUAGAUUAUGUUCGAUAUCAUUUCAAUACUCAUUGACUAUUUCGAUUGGAACAUAUAGAUGAGAGAUAUUUCAAAAUAGUCUUAAAUUAUAUAUAUAUACGCACAAAUAAAAUUCUAAAUCGAUAAAA
Sitodiplosis mosellana (orange wheat blossom midge) is the source of this 1661-nucleotide messenger RNA. RefSeq lists its product as uncharacterized. The coding region runs from base 167 to 1375 and encodes 402 amino acids. The record is from RefSeq and is a predicted model, not a curated record. The transcript is spliced from 11 exons. NCBI's taxonomy places the organism in Eukaryota, Metazoa, Arthropoda, Insecta, Diptera, Cecidomyiidae.